Molecule: messenger RNA, 3053 nt
Organism: Cynoglossus semilaevis (tongue sole)
Lineage: Eukaryota; Metazoa; Chordata; Actinopteri; Pleuronectiformes; Cynoglossidae
Product: potassium voltage-gated channel subfamily G member 1-like
Exons: 2
Coding region: 726-2324 (532 amino acids)
Biological process (GO): potassium ion transmembrane transport; action potential; protein homooligomerization
Cellular component (GO): voltage-gated potassium channel complex; membrane
Molecular function (GO): delayed rectifier potassium channel activity
Source: RefSeq, a predicted model, not a curated record
CUCAGUGAAGGUUCUCAAUCAGACAUCUCACCUCUGGUCCCAGAGUCCACAGUGUUUACCUUCUAGUGGAUAAAUACUGCAUUACAGAGUAAAGACCACAGGUCAGUGACCCCCUGACCCAGUUACAGGAUGUUAGUUCCACCUGAGUCAAGGUGUUUAUGGUGGGAUCGUUAGAAACAGCAGCGACACACCCUCAGCUGACUGUGUACAGUCUGCACACAGACGUCAGCAGCGAUGUCUCGGUGUAACCUGAAGUUGUCAGUCAUUCAGGACAUUUAAUCUGAAGCAGUUAGAUCGAGAACAACUGGACUGCUUAUGUUUUUCUUCGCAAUAACAUCACAAGUUUUCCAUCCGGAAAAGCUGUGAAUUCUCUUGCAGAGAGGAAAGAGACGACUGACCACAACAGUCAAUUAACAAGUACCACGGCAGAGUAGAACCAUCAGAGCACCAUGCAGAAACCAGCUUGACAAACAGUUAGGGAAAUAGAAAAAAAAAUAUUUAAAGGUAACUGUGAGUAAAACUAUUGCACAAUUCUGUAAACUCCUGGUAUCAGCAGUACAACUACCUCACAUUUUGUUAGGCUGUAUGGUCAGUGCGGCUCUGUCUGUCAGCUUUGUUCAAAGGUAUUUUUCAUAUUCUUUUACAGUAACCGGUCACUUCUGAAGACCGCGACCAAACUCCCCUUCAACAAACUCUGAAACCAGGUUCAAACUCCUGCGGCCAGAAUGCCAAUCAUCAGCAACGCUAACCAUGACUUCAGCGCCUACUCCAUCAGCAGCGACGACAGCAGUCUGGACCGAUUCUUCACUGAAAUUCCUGAGACUGAGACAAUCAAAGGUGUUUACUAUCAGCGGGCUCAGUUUCUCCGUGACCCCAAAGAGUCGUAUGUAGUGGACCACACCCUGCAGGUCCUCAUCAAUGUCGGGGGGAACCGUUACGCCUUUCCCUGGAGCACUCUGGAGCAGUUUCCCCAGAGUCGACUAGGGCGCCUUCGCUUCUGCACCACCCCUGAGGAGAUAGCCAGACUGUGCGAUGACUACGACGAGACAUGCCAGGAGUUCUUCUUCGACCGAAAUCCUACAGCUUUCAGUAUCAUCCUCAAUUUCCUGGCUGCAGGCAAACUGCGACUGCUGCGGGAGCUGUUGUCGGUUUCCCGACAUGACGAGCUGACAUACUGGGGUGUUGACCCUACUAAUAUGGAGCGUUGUUGCCGCCGCCGCAUGAACUCACGUGUAGAGGAAGUUGCCGAAAAAGAACGUAAAGAAGAAGAGUGGCGGAAGAAGAGACUGAUGCUGAAGAAGAGCAGCACCGUGACCGAGAAGGGCUAUCGGAGACUGGUCGGAAUAACAAGAGAGGUGAUGGAAAACCCUCACUCUGGCCUGGCUGGGAAGCUGUUCGCCUGCCUCUCAGUCAGCAUGGUGCUGGUCACAGUCAUCAGCCUGUGCAUCAGCACCAUGCCAGACCUUAGAGACGAAGAGACCAGGGGCGAGUGUUCCCAGAGGUGUCACAGCAUGUUCGUGGUGGAGUCCAUCUGCGUCGCCUGGUUCACAAUGGAGUUUCUGCUCCGAUUUGUCAACGCCAAAAGUAAGCUAGCCUUCGCUCGUGGCCCACUCAACAUCAUCGAUGCCAUAGCCAUCCUUCCGUACUACGUGUCCCUGGUCAUCGACGUCAGAGAUCAGUCCGAGGAUGAUGUCAUCAUGGGGGUCGGCAGAGGCUACCUGGACAAACUGAGCCUGAUCCUGCGCCUGCUACGGGCUCUGCGAAUCCUGUACGUGAUGCGACUCGCUCGCCACUCUCUGGGCCUCCAGACGCUGGGACUGACGAUGCAGCGCAGCAUGAGGGAGUUCGGUCUCCUCCUGCUGUUCGUCUGCGUCGCCGUCGCCCUCUUCUCGCCCCUGGUGCAUCUGGCAGAGAGUGAACUGGCGCCGUUUGCUGCCACACAUCCCCACCAGAGCUUCAACAGCAUCCCGGCCUCCUACUGGUGGGCCAUCAUCUCCAUGACCACGGUGGGCUACGGCGACAUGGUGCCUCGCAGCAUCCCUGGUCAGAUAGUGGCUCUGACCAGCAUCCUGAGUGGCAUCCUCAUCAUGGCCUUCCCGGCCACCUCCAUCUUCCACACCUUUUCUCGCUCCUACCAAGAGCUGAAACAAGAGUACGAGCGAUUGUGGAAGGAGGAGAAGGAGGAGGAGAAGGCCAUAGAGUCGGAGCAGAGCUGGUCCAAGGCGGACGUGUCUUUGGAGGAGAUCACGUCUCUGUCCAAGGUCUAUCACGACGAACUGGUCUUAAAAGAAAAUCAUUCUACACUCCCAACCACGGCUUUCUGACGCAGCAGAGAGAAGGAAGGACACACGGCUGUGGGUCAGUGUGUGGACUGGAUCUACUGAGCACACGGUCAGGUGUUCAACUCCAGUCUCUCCUCGGUCAGGACACUAACUCAGUCUUUGUGUUGGCAGCUGUGUCAGCAGAAUGUGACAAGUGUGUGUGAUACAGGGAGUGUGGUAACUACGCCUGUGUGUGUGAAUGGGUGUGAAUGGAUUUGAAGCUGCGAAGGUGACGUAGUGUGAAGAACACAGACAUCAUUUUCAUCCUGUCAUAUUUUGAGUCCUGUGAGUUUUCUGGAUAAUUUAGGUUUGUCUGUCUUUGUGGUCUGGUUUCUGGCCCGUGGACCAAAUGUGGUACUAGAGCAGGUGUUUGUGGCCCUUUGUUCUUAAAAUUCCUGGAGAAAAGAGACUAUGACGGAGAAAACGUAAUGAAUAAAAUAAAAUCUCAGUUUAAAUCUUGACGUCUACGUCAGUCUUUUUCUUAUUUUAUUUAUUAGGUCUUUAAACACAAUCUUUUUCAUUCGAUUCCCUCUGCAGGUGACACGACAGGGCAGGUGAUUGAAAUUCCUCACCAGUCGUAAAGACACCAAACUCCCAACACACAACUGGAACAUCUGUGUGUGUAGAAGCAAACACUCAAAUAAGGUUUGUGUUUUUUUGAUAGUGCAGGAACAAACCAAUACUACAAUAGUACUUUGCAUGCAGAUACCAAAGCCCAGGGCCAAUAAUAAG